AUCAGUGUGCCCUGAUGAUCAGUGUAGCCCCAGCAUUUCCACCUGUCAGUGUCCAUCAGUGCCAGCUCUCAGUGUUCAUCCAUGCCACCUGCCAGUGCCCAUCAGUGCCACAUCAAUGCCACAUAUCAGUGCCCAUCUGAGCUGCCUUUCACUGUCACCCAUCAGUGCCAGUCAGUGCCACCUAUCAAUGCCAAUCAGUGCCACCUAUCAGUGCUGCCAAUCAGUGCCACCUAUCAGUGCCAGUCAUCAGUGCCGCCUAUCAGUGUGCAUCAGUGCCGCCUAUCAGUGCCCAUCAGUGCUGCCUAUCAGUGCCACCACCUAACAGUGCCAGUCAGUGCCACCUAACAG
Messenger RNA from Staurois parvus, 348 nucleotides. The record is from the annotation of a GenBank genome assembly. Lineage: Eukaryota; Metazoa; Chordata; Amphibia; Anura; Ranidae.